Tetrahymena thermophila SB210 is the source of this 2955-nucleotide messenger RNA. RefSeq lists its product as hypothetical. The record is from RefSeq and is a predicted model, not a curated record. NCBI's taxonomy places the organism in Eukaryota, Ciliophora, Oligohymenophorea, Hymenostomatida, Tetrahymenidae. The transcript is spliced from 2 exons.
UAACAGAGCAAUCUAUUUUUUAAUUUUUAUUUAUUUAUUAUGAGCAGUAUAUUACAUUCCAUAAAAAAGAAAGCAGAUGAAUCUGAUUUUUUUGAAUUCAAUAUUAAUAACAAUGAUUCAAAUUAUUAAAAGAAUUCAGUUUUGCUCAAAGACAUGAUAUUUUCUUCUAAAGUAGAUAAAGCUACUUAAAAUAUAAUUAAUAAUAAAAAGAACAACAUUAUAUUAUAGAAAUGGAAUUUGCAUGAAAGCUAAAGAAGUGGUUUGAAUUCAUAAAAAACUCAAGAGCUCAAAGAAGAAACUACUUCUUCUCCUUAAAAAUAGAGAAGAUUAAGUCAGACUUCUACUGGCAAGAAUUUAGAUUCAAAAGGAGCUUCUCCAAAAAAAAUAAAUGAAGCAUCACCAAAUAUUUUUUAAUAAGAUUACAAAAAAUAAAACCAUUUUUAAGAUACUAAUAGAAUCCACUCUUAGAGAAAUGAUAGUAGUAGAUAAGCUUCAUCUCCAAAGGAAUUAGUCAAAACAGUAGAGCUUUAGUUAGAUACAAAUGAUAGAUAUACAGAAAAUCUAAAUAAAAUAAAUUUUUUUACAGAAAGAACAUCUAGUCUUAUAGAAAUGAAUAAGAAAAAGAAAAAUAAAGAGUAGAAAUCUUAUUAGAAAUCACCUCAAAAUGCAUACUAAAAUAAAAACAAUGAAUUUGAUAGUAAUAAAAAUUUUUAAUAAACUCAAUCAGGAAAUAAUUAAGAGGAGACGUUAAAAAAUAUUAUCAUGAGGACUAAUUUUAGCAAUCUUCUUACAAAUUAAGGUAGCAAUGUAAAUAUUGUUGGAUAAGAUAACUAGUUCAUAAAUGAAGUCAAUAGCUAAUAAAUUUUAAGACAUCUGAUUGUGGGAGUUGAUGGAAAUAACAAAAAACGAGAUAGAAAUUCAAUUUUAAAUAAAUCUGAUAAUGAAAUAAGGUUUGGAUAAUAGGAAGACUUAGAUAAAAAAGAAUAAAAUAUGUCUCAAUCAGAUAUUUAUCUUUACAGUGGAGAAAAAUAUAUAUAGCCUAAAAGAAAAUUGUUAGAAUUUCCUUAAUAAGAAUCAAAAUAAUUUCACUUAUAAAGCUAAAAUAGGCAUCAAGUUAAAAAACCUUUUAUCAGUGGAGCAUAAAGCCAUAUCAACAACUAAGGAUCUAAUCAACUUCCUAAUAUAAAAUAAAAUCUAAAAAAAAGCAGCUAAAGCCCAUUUCGUUAUACAAAGCAUGAAUUGAACAUAAAUGAUAAUACAAGCAGCAAAAAUAAUUAAACUUUGAUAUCUGAGUACUUAAAUAGAACUAUAUAUUCACCUAAUUAAAAAAAUGACACUAAUACCAUUCAAGUAUCUGAUUCAUAGAUGUACAAUACAUAGUAUAAAACGAAUACUCGAAGCAAUAAUAAUAAUAUUUUAGCUUAAAAUGUAGGCUUACCAGAUAACAAAGCAAUAACUUAAACUCAGGUGUCAGAAAAUUAAAAUAAAUUUAGCGAAAUAAAUAACAAUAGAAAUUUCACCCAAAUUGAUUUUUUCUAGGUAAAUCAACUAUCUCCUUUGGUCAUGAAAAGGAGUAAAAUAAAAAGUAGUAGUAUGAAUCAGUAAAGAAAUAGCGAUUUCAUUGAGAUAAAUAAAAAGAAUUUAAAAUUUAUAUCAAAUAAAAAGAAAAAUGCUUACAACUAGAUUGUAGAUUCCAUAAUAAAAUAGCAUGAAAUAAAGGAGAAAGAUGAGAAAAAAGCUGCUUCUAAGGAUAAAAGAAUAAAAUUAUAGCAAAUGUUUAAAUAGAAAAGCAUUUAAUCUAAGAAUCAAAUACAGAACAACUAAAACCAAAACUUAAGUAAUUUUAGUCACAAUCUGACGACUACAAUUGCCAGUGAUUUUAACUAAUAUGCGAACAGUAAUCAUGCUUCUCCAGUAAUGAGAGCUAAUACAUCCCUUACUAAUAGAAAUACUCAAAACACAGAUACAGAUUUUUUCUAGCCAUAGGGAAAAGCUCUUAGAAAUAAGUAAUACAAUGAAUAAAUGCAGAAAUUAAACUAGCAAAAUAUUGAAUAAUAAAUGAAGUAAAAUUCUCAAACAACAAUGAGUUUUUAUCCUCCAAAUGAAAAAAUCCCUUAAUUGUAAGACAAUUCAAAUAACCCAGUUUAGCAGUUUGCUAUUUCUUACUAGCUUUAAUAGUAGAUUCAGUUUAAAAGAAAAAUGAAGAGUAGACAAAAUAGAAAAUAAAAAUAAAUAACAGUUGAAGAAUAAAUAAACAAUGAGCAAAUUAAACAAAAAUUAAUUAAUUUAUAAUAGUAAAAGAGCUCAGCUUAUAAUUUAAAUUUGAGUCCACAAAAUAAAUUAUCAAACACCUUAAUUAAUGAUUCUAAAAUUUUAAAUAACAGCUAAAUAAUGUCAAAUUUAGCUGCAGAUUAGCUUUAAAUGGCUUUGAAUUUGUAAAAGUAAGCAAGUUAAAUAAAAAGACAAUAGUAAUAAAUCACGAAAAGCGAUUAAUAAUCUUAGUUGGUUUAGAAUGCUUUGAGCAGUGCUGGAUAAAAUAUGCUGCUUAUAAGAAAAUGGAAUAUAGAUGAUAAUAGAAAUAAUAAUAAUGACUACUCAGAAAAAAUUUAUUUAAAAAAAUCAACAACAUCUGCUGGGCCAAGAAAAAAAUAAAAUCAACAAAAUGAGUCAGAGGUGACUUUAGUUGAUGAAAAUAUAUUUAGUGUCAAUUAUCGCCCAAAAUAUGUUCAUGAUAAAACUGAAUUAGGUCAUAAUAAUUAUCUUACAAGUAAAAAGAAAGUAAAAAGUUCUAAAGGGAUAAAAAUUAAUGAAUCCAAUGAUAUAACUUACACAGUUAAAAAUCGAGAUUAUGACUCUUCUCCUAAAUUUAAGAAUGAAAUUCUACCAUGGGAGAUUAAUGAUUAACAAUAAUAUUAUGAAGAGUCAGAGGAUAUAUGCAAUCCCUCAAGAGUUUGA